AUGGACGACUUCUCCCGCCCGGCGAAGCGACAGCGACGCGAGAACGCCACUCCGUUAUCAUUUACAAUUGAUAUUCCUUUGCACCCCACCUAUCACAGGGGCACACACCCUCCUCCCAGCAAGAUUCAGCUGCUGCCCGAACAUAGCGACAAUACUGCCUACAUCGUCCAGAAGAUUAUCCAUCCCAGUGGCCGGAAGCUGCCUGAAAACGUACGAAAACGACCUUUUUACAUCAUAGGAUGGAAAGAUCCGGAGCUGCGAGAGGCCCGUGUUGGGGUGGAAUGCAUGCGCGCUUAUACAUACGUAUCACCGCGACAAGUGGAAGAGUUUGAAUACCAGGACUUGCUAGCGCGGGAGGCGGCCGAAGAGCAGCAGGCGCAAAAAGAGGUUGAUGCUUUGCUCGCACAGCAACAGCAGCAACAAGAGUCGCAAAAGGCCGGCGCGCCCAAGAAACGAGGUCGACCGGGUCGACCGCCGAAAAAGAAGACUACCGCAGAUGAAAAUGAUGGUCGCCGUGUCCCGUCACUUUCCACGCCGCAGAAAAGUCGGCUCAACCUAUCUGCCGAUAACCUGCAGGACUUGCAAAACGAAAUGGAGGAUCGCAUACGCAGUCAGAACAGUAUCAUGGUACUAGGUGAAGACGAAGACGAGGAAGCCGAGGAGGAUGACGAGGAUGAGGAUGAAGACGAAAUGCUCCAGCGCGUGCUCCUACAACAAGCAGAAAGGAACAACAAGGCCGACCGUCUAGAUACAGACUUCACAAUCGCAAUACCCAGCCGACCUCCUGCACGAACACAGCCGGCGUCUCGCAGAGGUCGUGGACCAGGCCGUCCUCCCAAGGUCAAGUCACUUGACACACCUCAGACCACUGUCCCACAGGCGGAGCCCAGCAGGCCAAGGCCAGGUGUUAGGCCCACCAGAGGCCCGAAACAGCGGGUUCCAGAUCGUUCAUCGGCACGUAUUCCAGAAAGUAGAGAAAUCACACCGGCGCCUUCUCUGUCCGAAUCAACUAUCGUGGCACGUCCAACUUUCACGAAGCAGCCGUCACUGAUCUCCGUACAUGAUAGUUCCAUAUCCUCCCGGUCUAGCGGCUCCCCCAGAGAUGUAUCUGUCCAAAGGGGGACUCUCGCCAAAACUAAACGCGAAUCCACCACCCCCAUCCCAUUACCGUCCUACGUCAGAUCUAUACCGAAGGAUGCGCCUCCCACUUCGAGGUCCCCGCCUCUACCAAAGGCGCAGAAAGAUGAAGCACCUAACGAAGAUGCAAUGGCUGUGGACAUGCCUGAUGAGUGGGAGGUUUUGCGGCUUGAAGGCUUCAAAGUGGAGGAACACAAUGGCAAGAAGACUCGCUUUUUCAAAGUCAGGUGGAAGGGUGACUGGCCCGCCGACCAGAACCCGUCGUGGGAAUCCGAGGAUUGCAUAGAUCGCGACACGGUCAGAGAAUUUCUGAGGCUUUGCAAAGAAAAGAAAAAGGAAGCUUCCACAAAGCCCCAUUUAGGAACAUCUACAGCCUCACCAGGACCGGUCACUGCCAAGACGCAAGGGACGCUCAACGGAUGGCUGCAGCCUGGGAGAGGUGCUGCGCCUGCGUCUUAG
Messenger RNA from Pyricularia grisea, 1596 nucleotides. RefSeq lists its product as uncharacterized. The coding region runs from base 1 to 1596 and encodes 531 amino acids. The record is from RefSeq and is a predicted model, not a curated record. NCBI's taxonomy places the organism in Eukaryota, Fungi, Ascomycota, Sordariomycetes, Magnaporthales, Pyriculariaceae. The transcript has a single exon.